AUGCUGGGCCCGCUCGGGCUUUGGACACUGCUUCCCACGUCUGUGCAAGCACCCCCAAACAGGAGGACCUGUGUGUUUUUUGAGGCUCCUGGCGUGCGAGGAAGCACAAAGACACUGGGGGAGCUGCUAGAGGCAGGACCGGGACCUCCCAAGGUUAUCCGCUGCCUCUACAGUCGCUGCUGCUUCGGGAUCUGGAAUUUAACCCAAGACCAGGCACAGGUGGAGAUGCAAGGAUGCCGAGACAGCGACGAGCCAGGCUGCGAGGUGCUCAGUUGUAACCCCAGCGCCCGAGCCCACACUGGCCCUGGCUCCACUCUCUUUACCUGUUCUUGUGGCGCAGACUUCUGCAAUGCCAAUUACAGCCAUGUGCCUCUGCUGGGGAGCCCUGGAAUUCCUAGCCCCCAGGGUCCCCAGGCUGCCCCAGGUGAGUCCCUGUGGAUGGCACUGGUGCUGCCGGGGCUGGUUCUGCUGCUGCUGCUGCUGCUGGGCAGCAUCGUCGUGGCCCUACUACAGCGGAAGUCCUAUGCAGUGCAGAGCCGGCCAGAGCCAGAGGCAGACUCCCACAGGGACUGGAGUGAGGAGUUACCGGAGCUGCACCAACUAUGCUUCUCCCAGGUCAUCCGGGAAGGAGGUCAUGCAGUUGUGUGGGCUGGGCAGCUGCAAGGAGAGCCAGUGGCCAUCAAGGUCUUCCCCCAGCGGGCUGUGGCCCAGUUCCAAGCUGAGAAAGCAUUGUAUGAGAUGCCGGCCCUGCAGCACAACCACGUUGUCCGCUUUGUUGCUGCUGGCCAGGGGGGCCCCAGCCCCCUACCCUCUGGGCCUCUGCUGGUACUGGAGCUGCACCCGAAGGGCUCCCUGUGCCAGUACUUGGCCCAGCACACCAGUGACUGGGGAAGCUCUCUGAGGAUGGCAUUGUCGCUAGCCCAGGGCCUGGCAUUUCUCCAUGAGGAGCGCUGGCAGGAUGGCCAAUACAAGCCAGGGAUCGCCCACCGAGACCUGAGCAGCCAGAAUGUGCUUAUUCGGGAAGAUGGGUCGUGUGCCAUCGGAGACCUGGGCCUUGCACUGGUGCUCCCCGGCUUUGCCCAGCCCCCAGCCUGGGCUCCAGCUGAACCCCGAGGCCCAGCUGCCAUCAUGGAGGCUGGCACCCAAAGGUACAUGGCACCAGAGCUCCUGGACAAGUCUCUGGACCUCCAGGACUGGGGUACGGCCCUCCGGCGAGCUGACGUCUAUUCUCUGGCCUUGCUCCUCUGGGAGAUCCUGAGCCGCUGCCCAGAUCUGAGGCCCGACAACAGACCACCACCACCCUUCCAACUGGCCUAUGAGGCAGAGCUGGGCAGCGCCCCCUCCACCUGCGAGCUGUGGGCCUUGGCUGUGGAAGAGAGGAGACGGCCCUGCAUCCCAGACUCCUGGCGCUGCUUUGUCACAGAACCCGGAGCACUGAAGGAGCUCCUGGAAGACUGCUGGGACCCAGAUCCAGAAGCGCGGCUGACGGCCGAGUGUGUACAGCAGCGCCUGGCCACCAUGCUUCACCCCCCGCAGCCCUUCCGGGAGGGAUGUCCACUCAGCCACCCCGAAGACGAGUCAGCCUCAGCUCCUGCCCCUGUCCUUCUCCCUGGCAGAACUAAACAGCCAGGCCCCAGCUCCCAGAAACCCCAACCUGCUGGCACCAUUUCUCACAUGUAA
Ochotona curzoniae (black-lipped pika) is the source of this 1680-nucleotide messenger RNA. RefSeq names its product anti-Mullerian hormone receptor type 2 (gene AMHR2). The coding region runs from base 1 to 1680 and encodes 559 amino acids. Gene Ontology annotation, cellular component: signaling receptor complex; plasma membrane. The transcript is spliced from 11 exons. Gene Ontology annotation, biological process: BMP signaling pathway; cellular response to growth factor stimulus; protein phosphorylation. The record is from RefSeq and is a predicted model, not a curated record. Lineage: Eukaryota; Metazoa; Chordata; Mammalia; Lagomorpha; Ochotonidae. Gene Ontology annotation, molecular function: ATP binding; transforming growth factor beta receptor activity.